Messenger RNA from Lycium ferocissimum, 1817 nucleotides. RefSeq lists its product as uncharacterized. The transcript is spliced from 5 exons. The record is from RefSeq and is a predicted model, not a curated record. The coding region runs from base 68 to 1720 and encodes 550 amino acids. Lineage: Eukaryota; Viridiplantae; Streptophyta; Magnoliopsida; Solanales; Solanaceae.
CUGAGCUCUUAAUUAGCAUUUCUAUAUAAUUAACUCUCAGAGGGAACCAAAUUCUGGUUUAUUUCCCAUGGCAAUUCAUCUAUGCUCCAACAAUAUGUUUCUCUUUAUAUUAUGGAUCUUUUGUGCUUUUUCAGUUUGUGCCAAUUCUAAUCCAAACUGGCAUAACAGGAAGCAUCACACAUUAGGAAAUUGGAUGAACCAUGGUGGUGAUUUGUUCAAUCAAAGAUUUGCCUAUGGUGAAAGAAAAAUUAGUCCUAUGACUGCUUCAAAGCUGAGGUUAAAAUGGGAAUUCAAAGCCGGAAAAGAUAUAACGGCUACGCCAGCGAUAUUCGCUGGAAUAUUAUAUUUUCCUAGCUGGAAUGGCAAUAUAUAUGCAGUGAGAGCCAAAGAUGGAGUUGUUGUUUGGGAAAAAAGUUUGCAAGAGUUGACUGGAAUUAAUGGGAAAUUUAAUUCAUCUUCAUUGCCUAAUGUUACAAGUAUAGUUGCAAGAGCAACACCAAGUGUUGUAAGUGAUAGGGAUUUGGUGAUUGUGGGAGUUUAUGGGCCAAGUUUGGUUCUUGGUUUGAAAAGAAGUAAUGGAGAUCUUAUUUGGAGUACAAGAUUGGAUGAUCAUCCUGCUAGUGUUGUUACCAUGUCUGGUACAUACUACAAGGGAGCUUUUUACGUAGGAACUUCAUCACUAGAAGAAGGUGCUACAAUCGAUGAAUGUUGCUACUUUCGUGGUAGCUUCCUCAAGUUAGAUAUUGAAACAGGAAAAAUACUAUGGAAAACCUUCAUGCUGCCAGAAAAUGGUGGGAAAAAAGGCGGUUAUUCUGGCGCCGCCGUAUGGGGAAGCAGCCCUUCCAUCGAUUCGCGGAGAAACCACGUCUACAUCGCCACCGGAAACCUCUACUCCGUCCCUAAACACAUUGAGGACUGCCAAAAGGAGCAAAAUCAACAGAACCAAACGAACCCGACCGGACCUGACCCAUGCAUCGAGCCCGAGAACCACUCGAACUCGAUGUUGGCCUUGGAUUUGAAGUCCGGUGAGAUCGAAUGGUACAGACAGAUUGGAGGAUACGACGUGUGGUUUGUCGCGUGCGCAAAUUCGACGAACCCUAAUUGCCCGGUUGGCCCGAGCCCUGAUUAUGAUUUUGGUGAAGCUCCAAUGAUGUUAAGUGUGCUUGUUAAUGGAACAAAGAAGCUAGACAUUGUAGCAGCUGUGCAGAAGAGUGGAAUUGCCUGGGCAUUGAAUCGUGAUAAUGGUGACCUCUUCUGGACUACUGAAGCUGGUCCUGGAGGCGUAGGAGGAGGAGGCAUAUGGGGAGCAGCCACAGACACAAAGAGGGUGUACACUGGCAUUGCUAACAGCGAUAACUUAAACUACACAUUGUACCCAUCGACAAAUGUGACAACAGGUGGAGGUUGGGUGGCAAUGGAUGCUCAAACCGGCGAAAUCCUAUGGACAACCGCAGUUCCAGACAACGGUAGAUCAAACCCUAUAACUGUUGCCAAUGGAGUGUUGUUAGCUGGUUCACAAAAUCCGAGAGGUCCCAUUUACGCCAUUGAUGCGAAAACUGGGAAAAUAUUGUGGUCGAACGAGACAGGUGCAACUGUGUAUGGGGGUAUGUCAGUGAGCAAUGGGUGCUUUUAUGUUGGCCAUGGUUACAGGUCUGGUAUAGGAGUCUUUAAUCCCAACAACACUGCUGGAACUUCACUCUUUGCCUACUGUGUAUGUUGAAAUGCCAAAUGAUGUCUCACUAUAACUUUGGCAAAUCAUUUGUAAUUGAAUGCUGCAUUUAUCAUUGACCAUAAAUAAAGAAAUGCAUGUUCCUUCU